Messenger RNA from Mya arenaria, 1005 nucleotides. RefSeq names its product microfibril-associated glycoprotein 4-like. The transcript is spliced from 5 exons. Bases 46 to 798 code for a protein of 250 amino acids. The record is from RefSeq and is a predicted model, not a curated record. Lineage: Eukaryota; Metazoa; Mollusca; Bivalvia; Myida; Myidae.
CUAAGUUUGACAUAUCACAUAGAUGGGAGCUCUCUCAGACAAAACAUGCUAUUGUUGCUAUCAUUGCUGGCUGUGGGAAGCCUUGGGUCUAUAAAGUGCAUAUUAUUAGGUGAUGAAACUGCCCUGAACGUUGGUGAUGUUGUUCAAUAUAAAGACUGCGAUGACAUUCUAAAGAGUGGAAAGUACCAAAAGCCAGGGGCGUAUCUUGUCUACCCCAACUCAUCUGAACCAAUCACUGUCUACUGCGACUUUGGUCUUAAUAUUGUCACGCACGUUAUUAUGCAGCAGAAGUACGGUCUCGUGUCCUUCAAUAAGUCGUAUAAGGAUUACGACUCUGGUUUCGGCAAUGUGAGCGAAGGUGAUUUUUGGAUUGGUCUGCAAAAUAUGACAAAGUACACUAAUGCAGGUUACAACGUGCUGACACUGACGAUGCAGGAUUGGUCAAACCAAACCAAGGUUGUCCGCUAUAAUAACUUUCGCCUUGGCACAGCUGCCGAAGGGUACCGGCUCACUAUCGGUGGAUACCACUCUGCGAACUCUGACCUCCCAGAUAAUCUCUACCACAACAACGGCGCGCGUUUUGCGACGCCUGACAAACCGGACACUCAAAAUUGUGCAACAAAUCAGGGCGGAGGUUGGUGGUAUAACUACUGCACGUUUACUCUGCCCACUGGUCACUACUAUAGUGGCGGCAGCUACACACCACCAGCGAGCUAUUACAAUGGCAUAUACUACAAGGACUGGCAUGGUUUCGCUUACUCCCUGAAAUACAUCAAAAUGGAACUGUCCACUGCCUAGAUUGGUGGAUUACUAUUUACUGUUAUCAACUCCUUCACACCCUUUUUAAAUGUGCCUUAAAAGUGACAUCCUAAUCUUUACAGAUUUUUUUUUUAAAUUUGCAUAUUCAUAUUGUAAAUUUUAAACGUCAUGUGACCAAUUCCUGUCCAUCCUAUGUAAUACGCAUUCAAGGUGUGGUUUAUGUUUCAUGAAAUGAUAUUUUUAUAA